Molecule: messenger RNA, 1284 nt
Organism: Suillus plorans
Lineage: Eukaryota; Fungi; Basidiomycota; Agaricomycetes; Boletales; Suillaceae
Exons: 3
Source: RefSeq, a predicted model, not a curated record
AUGGACUACCAACUAUCACAAAAGCUCAACAAUGUACUACAGUGCCUGGAGGUCAACAGGAUGACCAUUUCAGACUUCAUAAAACAACUGCUCCAAAGCACGGACAAGAUUCACCACUCAGCAAAGAAAAAUUUAGUGCAACAAGGCUCGGAGAUUUGCACUCACCUUUAUCAGUAUCCUGACACUCGCACAUCAAUAUCUUUGUGGGCAUAUGAAGUCGUGAGGGAAAUUGGGGGUGACAAUGGUGUAGAUGAAUCUACGUCAGAUACAAGCGACGAACAAAGGAACGACUCACGCGAGCAUCGGACCCAUGUACAAGUAGAGGCCAGAAAUACAACACUGCAGAUAAUCAAAACUGUCGUGUGCAUCAGUAUAAUUUUGCAGAGCUCAAACGAAAGAUGCAAUUACUUACAGGGUCUCCUCGGCAUAUUCUUCCACUCGACAGGUGUUCCGCAGAAAGUGAUUGAUGUCCUGGCACAUGCGGGAUUAUCUAUCAGUGUCACAUCAAUACACAAUGCAGUACACUCGAUGUCCAAAGAAAUUGCAGCUAACAUCAAGCAAGGUAUUCGAUCACUGAAAGUGUCCUUUGCAUAUGACAACUUUGACAUUGACUUCAAAACUUCGGAACCUACCAUUGGGCAUCGUUCGACCUUUGUUAGUGCAACAUCCGCUACCUCAUUGCCACUUGUAGGCAUUGACAAUCCCGAGGCACUACGCUGCUCAGCAGCAUUAUGGGCUGCCGAUUCUCGUAACCCUACACCGUCAACAACAGCUGUCGAAAUCGAUGAAUUCGACAUGCUACAACAUCACAUCAAUGACACUUACAGUAGGCCCAAACAAGGCGAGCGUCUCAGCCCACGACUUGCUGCCUUUGCAUGGCAUGUACGAGACAUUCUUGUCCAGCAUGGCCGGUAUUUUGGAUCAUUUGUGGACAAACUUGGAGAGCCAGAAUCAGUCCUACGGAUACCUGUCACAAAGACGGAUCAAAUACCUUUUCGUUCCAUGAGGAUCAAGCAAUCGACUGCUGAUGGGAAUAUGGAGGUGAUGGAGAAUUUGCUGCGACAAGGAGGAAUCGGAGAUCCUAGUGAUAAAGAGUUCGAAUCUGCAGGAGACGUUGACAUGUCAGAACAUGUCUUGCUUAUUCACGGCGACUUACUCACCAAAGAACGGCUCGACACAGUUCGUGAUACACGGAGAAUCGAGAGCACGCCAAAAAACCGAUUCCAGUACAUCAUCUUCCUGCCAGGGUUGUUUCACUACAAAAUGGCAUGCGCGGAUGCAAUA